UGCACAAACCUUUCUUCCCUUCCCUUCCCUUCCCUUCAAGUGAGUAAACACAAACUUCUCCUCUCCUUUCUCUCUCUUGCUUAGCUUACUGUUGUAAUUAUUAAUGUCUCGAUGAAGAUUGUGGUGAACACCGAUCAUGGAUUCUAUCUACGGAGUUUGAAGAAGAUGCAUGUGCACGACUCAUGAGAGGAAUAUUUGAGAACGAUCGACAUCUGUUUUAAUUAAUAUGGAGUUUCUGUCGAACUCGGAUAGCCCUGCAGGCUCCAACAGCAACGGCAGCGGCGGCGGAGGAGGCCCAGUGAGGUUGGUGACGGUGGCGGCCGCAGCUUCCUCCUCGUCGGGGGAAGGAGCUGGGGCGGGCGCGUCGUCGUCGUCGUCGUCGUCGUCUCCUUCGCCGAGCCGGUACGAGUCGCAGAAGCGGCGGGACUGGAACACGUUCGGGCAGUAUCUGCGGAACCACCGGCCGCCGCUGUUGCUGUCGCACUGCAGCAGCGCGCACGUGCUGGAGUUCCUGCGGUACCUGGACCAGUUCGGGAAGACGAAGAUCCACGCCCACGUGUGCCCCUUCUUCGGCCGCCCCACCCCCGCGCCGGCGCCGUGCACCUGCCCGCUCCGCCAGGCCUGGGGCAGCCUCGACUCCCUCAUCGGCCGCCUCCGCGCCGCCUACGACGAGAACAUCGGCAACCCCGAGACCAACCCCUUCGCCGCCCGCGCAGUCCGCCUCUACCUCCGCGAAGUUCGCGAGCACCAGUCCCGCGCCCGCGGCAUCAGCUACGAGAAGAAAAAACGCAAGAAACACCACCCUCCGCCGCCGCCCCCGCCCGCCGCCGCCUGAUCACCAUCCAUCAACCACCCACCCACCCUAAACUCCACUCCCCUUAAUCACCCAUCAUCCAUCGACCUCUCCUACCACCUCUCCAUUACUUCUUCCUAGCUAGCAUUCGAUCGAUCGCGCACACCAAUACCAUGAAACCAUGGCCGGCGCUGCAGAGCCGGAGACAAGCCGCCAGGCCGAGGACGAUCGCCAUUAAGAACAAUGAAAGAGGAUCCUCCCCAUCCCACUGUUGCAAUUUUGACUGACCUACUGCCAUCCCCAUCCGAGCUACAGCUUCAGUAUAUCGAUCCUUUUCUACUUAUGUAUAUAUCACCACCAUGAAAUCACUGGUGCAACUCUGCAGCAACUUCUUUCAAUUAUAUCUAUAUCUAUAUCUAUAUAUGUGUGUGCUUGUAUAUAUAUUUCUGCUCUAUUCAUCAUUUGCUUCUAAUUCAGUAUCCAAAAGUGGUUCCCUUUGUGAAAAAGAAGUAGCUUAUCAAGCUAUUACAAGUGAGUUGACAGCAUUUUGGAAA
Molecule: messenger RNA, 1347 nt
Organism: Zingiber officinale
Lineage: Eukaryota; Viridiplantae; Streptophyta; Magnoliopsida; Zingiberales; Zingiberaceae
Product: protein G1-like4
Exons: 1
Coding region: 227-835 (202 amino acids)
Biological process (GO): mRNA transcription; response to light stimulus
Cellular component (GO): nucleus
Source: RefSeq, a predicted model, not a curated record